GAGGCGAUGCGCGGGAAAACCUAGCGUCAGUCGAUCGCAGAAAGAGCGUGCGCGCGGUCGCAACCACGCUGGAACUUUUAGGUUAGGAUUGGUGCGUCGGAGCCGCCAGGUGUCAUUCACUCCCCCGCUCUAACGCACGGCGCGGCGUAUAGGCGGUCUCGCGCGCCCUACCUGCCCACAACAGCUGUUUUCUCUCGGGAGAUUAGUCAGAUGUUUCUCGGCGACCAGUCGGAGCUCACCUGACGCAACACAAACAUGGCAGCGGGAGGACGUACACCGAAACAGAGGAGAUUCGAGAUGUCCGCCGGCAUGGCGACGCUGAGGAACUUGUCCAACACGCCGAGAAGACGACGCGGCAGUUGCAAGUGUCUGUUCGGCGCGCCGGACAGGGACGAGACGCGACGGCUGAUGGCCGAGCAGUACGCGCGCGAUCGGAAGCGGUUCAUAAGGCGGUUCAAUUUCGACAUCGACACUGAAUGUUACAAGACGGCAAAAAUGGACUCGCCGGUGAAGUUUUGUGAUGAGGAUAAGGAGAAUUCUGAGAGUCCAAUGAGGACAGCUGCGGAGGCGCUGGCAUGUGUGGAGAACACGGACCUGCGGGUGCUGGGCUCACCGUCGCGGCGCGCGGCCAGCAACCACAGCUCACCGCGGACCCCGAGGACGCCGCGGACUCCGCGCGCCUCGCGCACGCCUCGCACGCCGCGCACUCCCGCCUCCAGGAGGCAGUUGCAAAUGACAGAUUACUGGACACUACGGAAACACGCAGAUUCGUCGUCGAGCGACAAGGAGAAUUAAUGAAAAUAAUUUAACAUUAGUUUAAUGUAAAACGCGACAUGUUGGUAUAUAAAAUCGUUUGAUUUAAAUUAUUAACAAAGAUAUAUAACGUAUUUAUAUAAGUAGAUACUAAUGGAAAAUGCCUAUUCCUGAUUUUUAUAACAAAAUUAUCUAUUGCAUACUUUUGGCGUGUAAAGAGGCUAAAAUUUGUCUAAAUUUUACACUAAGUUCGCUAUGGUGGAUUUUUUUGGUUUACAAUCACAAGCAUGGUUUAAAUGCAAAUACCAUGUUAAAUUAUGUGAUUAAUAUAUAUCUUUAAUUUAAAUUGUCAAUUUGAACGCUAUCAAAAUAGCUAUCAGCAAUAAGUAAAUAAGUAAGAUUCACAUAAGCUGAACAAAUUUCAAAUCUCCUAGGCGGUAAAUUUCAUUGAAACAUUUUUGUUUUCUUUGCGCAAAGUAAAUUCAUUUAUGAUAAUAUUUGUGAAGAGAAAAAAAAAUGUUGGUAAGAACACUAAAUAUAUAAACGAUUUGAAGUUUCGAAUUUUUGAGCUACUUGUGUAGCAAGCAUAAUACACUACAGGGAAAAGAUUUCGACCUGUCAUGGUUAAUUUUGGUGGUCAGUGUGCUUUUGACAUUACCAUCUUGUGAAUGUGAGCUGUCAAAAAUGACAUUUCAAAUUAGCGUUGUAACAUAAGGGUGCGAUUCCAAAGGACUCGCUUAGGUUAAACGGACUCACGUCCAAAAAUAUUGUGCUUAUUGCCACGCGUUAAUUUAUAAUAAGGAACUUUUAUUUAAUUGUACACAACUAGAAGCCAAAUGUAAUAAACUGCAUUUCACUAUGGAAUAGAUUUUAGACUAAAUCUUUAUGGAAAUUAAAAUCCUGUUGAUUUUUUUUACGAAUAUAAAGUAGAUGCAAAUUAUAAAUUACAAAUAAAAAUGGUAGCUAUUUAAACUUAAAUUUAAUUCCAGUCAUGUGAAAUCAUGUACGUUUUUAGUAUCGCUAUAAAAUUAAUAGAUACUAACUUUUGACAUUUAUUAAAUCAGAUUCCAAAAACAUUUUUUUAAUGAACUUAUCCUUUUUUUAUUAAGGCAUGCUUUAAGUGUAUGCUCAUUGAGAUUUUUUCUAAACGACUCAAAAUUCAUUUUUAAAACAUUUUUCAAUCUAGUCUGUGAUCUCCGCAAUAAUUGUUCUUGUCUCCACAAACUGGGGAAGCUUCCUAUUAUUCUGUCCUUUAGAUGUAAUUUAUUAAGUGCUAAUAUUUAGUUUAGAUUUGUAAAUAUAAUUUGCCAGGAACGUAGUUAGGGUUUAGGACAUGAAUCAAAUUUUGGCACAUAAAUACAAAGUAAAACCGAGAAAUUUAAUAGGAUUAGUUUGAUUGUAUCAUGCCAUAUCGAACCUAAGCCACUAUUCAAUUGCAUGUUUGUCUAAUUUAGAUUAUCAUUUACUCGAAGACAAAAAUGUUAAGCAAAUGCUCACAAUGUCAUUUUAAUUAUUUUACUGUUUCAAUCAAUCAAUAUGCUUUGUUGUAGCGCCUACUUAUUCUCUGCUAUGGACCUGCAUUUCGGUGCCUGGAAAUUGUAAGAUAAGGUCAAAUUAACAAUGGUCAGUCAGCAAUUCGAUUUACAAUUUGUAAAAAGUACACAUUGUAAAUGAAUGGCUUUCGUUUACGUAUUGAGGUGGGGAAACAAUAUUUGUACUAAAAUUAUUAUGCGUGUACAAAGAUUUUGUGAAAAUUUGUGUAUUGUAAUAAAAAUAAUUAAACUAUA
Molecule: messenger RNA, 2540 nt
Organism: Manduca sexta (tobacco hornworm)
Lineage: Eukaryota; Metazoa; Arthropoda; Insecta; Lepidoptera; Sphingidae
Exons: 2
Coding region: 256-795 (179 amino acids)
Biological process (GO): regulation of cell cycle
Cellular component (GO): nucleus
Molecular function (GO): cyclin-dependent protein serine/threonine kinase inhibitor activity
Source: RefSeq, a predicted model, not a curated record